UGGAAACCCUCGCUGAGGGUUGUCUUUUUGGUUUUCCUCCCUGCGCGGCAAACCCAAAGGCGCGGGCGGGAGAUGGCGGCUGGUCUCGGUUCGUUGCUCCGCGAGUGUCCGCUUCUCCUGCCUCAGAACCGGGAAGGGACGGUUUAUGAGGGUUUCCUCACUGCUCAGGGCAGAGACUUUCACGUAAGGAUAUUGUUACCUUUGGAUCUCCAGCUUAAAAAUGCAAGGAUACAGUGUUCCUGGCAUCUGAAAAAGCUGUUAGAUGGAUAUCAACAGAUUCUAAAACAGAGGCUGCAACACUCCUCGAAUCUAGUCAGUUUUAUGAUGGAGUUGAAGACUAUUUUGGACGUUGCUCUGAAAAACAGACAAGAAUUCCAUGCAUCACCACCUCCACAGUAUUAUUCUGCUCUCAUUGAACAUAUAGAAAUACUGGGCUGGAAUAAGGUUCUGUUUGUGGAUCCUGGUUUUAAUGUCAUCAGGUUAAAAGCAGAAGAUUCCUGUGGUCGGGAUCAUCUAAUCACCUUGAAGUUUUCUCCAAAGUAUCCCACAGAACCACCAGAUUAUAUAGUGGAUUUGCCAGUGCAGUUCUUUGUAUCCUGGACUCCAUUGCUACUUUCUACUGUAGCUUCAGGGCUGAAGACCAUCUCCUCCGUUGAAAUUCAAGAUGCACCGAAAAAUUGCAGAAGAAACAAUGCUUCAAUUAAUAUAGAAGUAGAUCCUAGGCAUCCCACCCUGCUUCCUGAAUGUUACUUUCUUGGAGCAGAUCACGUGGUAAAUCCCUUGAAAGUCAAGCUCAACAGCAAUAUACACUUGUGGUAAGUCAUUACAGUAUUUAUUUAUUUAUUUAUUUUGAAGGAGGUUUUAGAAAUAGAAUUUCCAUCUCGAGAAGCUCUGGAAAAAUCAGACUUUUCCAUGGAUUGUGGGAUCUGCUAUGCAUAUCGUCUUGAUGGAACUAUUCCUGAUCAAGUUUGCAAUGACUCCCGCUGUGGCCAGUCUUUCCAUCAAGCUUGUUUAUAUGAGUGGCUGCGUGGGCUUCCUUCUAGUCGACAGAGUUUUAAUGUCAUAUUUGGUGAAUGUCCCUAUUGUAACAAGCAGAUCACACUGAAAAUGUCUAUGAAGGAAGUCUGAAACGGAAUUUCUCACAAUGUAUAUGCAUAUAACUAAAGACUAGAAAUGCACAUUCCUGAAGAUAUCAAAGGAAAUACAAGGCAAGAAAUAUUAAGAAGACAAGGAUAAUAAUGGCUAUGACAUAUUGGUACAAUGUUUCAUGUAGUCCUGGCUCUGAAUUCCUGCAUGCUGUGGGGCUAGUCAACUUUUGAAGGCGUUCGGGCUGGCAGACUGGUGGAAAUGUAACUCCAUUUUCUAUGCAUUUGUCUUCAGUUUUCUGGAAGGACUUGUAGGGAUAAGUACUGUAUGGUGGUUCUGUGUUUUCCUAAGGAAGAAUAAAUAAAUGCCAGUUAUUUAACA
Molecule: messenger RNA, 1467 nt
Organism: Pogona vitticeps (central bearded dragon)
Lineage: Eukaryota; Metazoa; Chordata; Lepidosauria; Squamata; Agamidae
Source: RefSeq, a predicted model, not a curated record